Messenger RNA from Centruroides sculpturatus (bark scorpion), 726 nucleotides. RefSeq lists its product as uncharacterized. The transcript is spliced from 3 exons. Lineage: Eukaryota; Metazoa; Arthropoda; Arachnida; Scorpiones; Buthidae. Bases 83 to 676 code for a protein of 197 amino acids. The record is from RefSeq and is a predicted model, not a curated record.
UUUGUAACCUGAUAAUGUAACAAAAUGUAAGAGCUUGCCUUUAUAAUCACAUUCGACUGGACAAGCCGGAUAAAAGUUAAAUAUGAAAACACUUUGCUUUUUGGCUCUCUUCGUUUUUGCUGUUAGAGGUGAUAAAACUGCCGAAGAAUAUAUAGACAUCGUCAUAAAGAAAGCCAUAGAGCAAGUCCCUCAUCCAUUACAUCUUCCAGAUUUCGAAGGAUGGGCAGAAUAUACGGAAGGUGUAGCAUGGGGUUUGGAUGAAUUAGAAAGAGUUGGACCCACAAAUGUAAUUAUCAACGAAAAUUCCCACACGUUCGAAGGUCGUUUAGGUGUAGACGAAGUGGCAGGAAGAUAUAAAUGGAGAAAACAUAUACUUCGUAAGAUCAGAUCGGGUUUCGCUUUCAUCAAAGCAGCAAACUUUACAAUCGACAUUCGAGUUCGACAGGAUCUCGAACCCGAAGCACACGCAGAAUUAGAAUACUUGAAAAUAGUCAAUAUGGAUGAUAUCGAUGUAGAAAUGACAGGCUUGAGCUAUUUAUCUUGGAUUAUAUCCGGAAUUGUAGAUCCUCUAGCCAAUAAAUUUGAAGAACAGUUGGCGGGUUUCGUGGAAAAGAAUUUAAGAGCGGCUUUAGAAAACGAAUUCAAACACGUUCGCCUUCCUAUAUUAGAAGAAUAGUAAUUCACACGAGGAACAUGCAAUUUUUAAAUAAAAUGAUUUAUGAUUAA